AUGUCUGCUCCACCCGUUGACUACUAUGCGACACUCGAGAUAGAUGCAAAAGCGACACAGCAACAAGUCAGGGACGCCUACAAAAAACAAGCUCUGCGACACCACCCUGAUCGCGUCCCCGCCAACAGUCCCGAACGCAGCACGCGCACCAAAAAAUUCCAGCAAAUCAACGAUGCCUACUACACUCUUUCCGAGCCAGGUCGCCGACGCGACUACGACCUCUCCCGCAAUCAAUUCCAUGGUUUCGGCGGUAGCGCCGGCACCAGCAGACCCAAUCCAUCGGCAUUCGAGGCAGAUGAAGAAGUGCCGAGACCGAAAGCGGGCGGUGGUUCGACAGCAGGAGGCUUCCCAUGGUCGACGUUCGGAUUUGGUGGCAAUGCGAAAUCCGAAGCCGAGGCCAACACCUACAGCAACGAACAAUUCGGAAGUGUCUUUGAAGAGAUGAUGCGCGACGAGGGAAUGGCGGAAGGAGAUAAUCGUCCGAACAAUGCGUUUUGGUCCGUCGUGGGAAGUGUCAGCGGAGGAGCCAUGGGCUUCAUUGUGGCCAAUUUCCCUGGAGCUGUCGCUGGGGCUGUCGCGGGCAAUCGGCUCGGUGCGAUUAGAGAUAAGAAGGGCAAGAGCGUGUACGCGGUCUUCCAGGAGUUGGAGCAGCCGGAGAAGAUGCGUUUGCUCUCGGAACUGGCAACCAAGGUCUUUGCACAUGCUAUGAGCUGAGCUACCGAGUUUGCAGGGACACCGGGAGGAGACCCAUCGGCGCGAUAAGCGCUUUAUUCUGUUCUCUAGAUACCACUAAAGCGUUCGGGUCAAAGUUUUGAGGUUUUUCAUCGUUGAAUCGCUGCGGUGGACUGGGCUAGCAGGGCACGAGCGGCAAGGAUCUCGGUCUGAUUGUAGCCGUCCCGAUCUUUCUCGCCAGAUGUGCUUCUUCGCACAAUCUCGGCGAGUUUCGCAGUGGCAAGUUCGUUUAGCUUCUGAAUUGUAGCGGUCGCAGGUGCAGGUGAUCCGCUAGUAGCUGACUCAGCGCUCUGCAAUAAGCGACUUGUCGUC
This is a messenger RNA of Dissoconium aciculare CBS 342.82, 1044 nucleotides long. RefSeq names its product DnaJ-domain-containing protein. The record is from RefSeq and is a predicted model, not a curated record. NCBI's taxonomy places the organism in Eukaryota, Fungi, Ascomycota, Dothideomycetes, Mycosphaerellales, Dissoconiaceae. The transcript has 4 exons. Bases 1 to 714 code for a protein of 237 amino acids.